AUGGCCGACCACGAUCAGUCUACCCUCAAACACAGUGAGCACCUCCUCUUGGACCAACCGCUGCUUCGCCUCCCCCACGAACUGCUCCGCAAAAACUUCCGCUCCGCCCACUUCACCAUCGAAAAGGACACCUCGGCCCUCAGGGCCCUGCUCAAGGAGUCCGCCACGGCUGCCGUGUCCGGCCGCGCCUCCCAGCAGGACGUGCUACGCAACCUCGACGCCAUGAUCUCCCGCAUGAGAGGCGUCAAGCGCAAGCUGGCCGCCUACGCCGACGAGGAGGCGCGCCUGCACCACCAGACGGCCGCGCGCAUCGCCCACCUGGACGAGCUGUACACCAUGCGCAGCGUCGACGACGUCCGCUACGAGGCCUGGAGCCGGCGCCGGCUCGACCGCCUGCUGGCCGACUACCUGCUCCGGCACGGCUUCAAGGAAACCGCCAGCCAGCUGGCCGAGGACAAGGGCAUGCGGGACCUGGUUGACGUCGACACCUUUGCCAACAUGAGCCGCAUCCGCGAGUCUCUGCUCAAGGGCAGCGUCGCCGAGGCGCUGGCCUGGUGUGCCGAGAACAAGAAGGAGCUGCGCAAGAUGGAGAGCAAGCUGGAGUUCAUGCUCCGGCUGCAGCAGUACAUUGAGCUGAUCCGCACGCAAGCCGAGCCCAAGCUCGUCGAGGCCAUCGCCCACGCCAAAAAGUACCUCUUGCCCUACUGGACGACGUACCCCAAGGAGGUCCAGCAAGCCUGCGGCCUGCUGGCCUUUCCGCCCGACGCCCCGGCCUCGGCCGCCUACUCCAACAUGUACAAGCCCGCGAGAUGGGCCGAGCUUGCCGACAUCUUCACCACGGCGCACAGCAACCUGCUUGUCCUCCCGGCCGUGCCGCUCCUCCACGUCGCCUUGUCGUCGGGCCUCUCGGCGCUCAAGACACCGGCCUGCCACUCGUCGGCAACCCACCACGGACAAGGCACCUCCACCCUCGGGCACGGCGUCUGCCCCAUCUGCUCCACCGAGCUCAACGAGCUGGCCAGGAACGUGCCGUACGCCCACCACACCAAGAGCCACGUGGAGCAUGAUCUGAUGCUGCUGCCCAACGGGAGGGUCUACGGGUCGCAGAGCCUGCAGGACCAGGCGAAGAAGGCCGGCCUGCCCGAGACAAUGGUGAAGGACCUCCAAACCGGCGAGGUGUUUGCCGCCGAGGGCUUGAAAAAGGUCUACAUAACGUAG
Ustilaginoidea virens is the source of this 1218-nucleotide messenger RNA. RefSeq lists its product as uncharacterized. Gene Ontology annotation, molecular function: protein binding; ubiquitin protein ligase activity. The record is from RefSeq and is a predicted model, not a curated record. The transcript is spliced from 3 exons. Gene Ontology annotation, biological process: proteasome-mediated ubiquitin-dependent protein catabolic process. Gene Ontology annotation, cellular component: GID complex; nucleus; cytoplasm. Lineage: Eukaryota; Fungi; Ascomycota; Sordariomycetes; Hypocreales; Clavicipitaceae. The coding region runs from base 1 to 1218 and encodes 405 amino acids.